AGUUCGACAAUGAAAAGCUCCGUCUUUUAGGUUAGAAUUUGAAAUUGUAGUAACCAAAGCGGCAAUGACGUCGGAGCUAACUGAUACCGACAGGAUAAGUACUUUACCGGAUUCUCUACUGUGCCACAUCCUAUCAUUCCUCCCCACCAAAACCGCCGUGGCUUCCAGUCUCGUGUCUCGCAGGUGGCGUCACCUUUGGGAGCAUCUCCAGGUCUACGACUUCUCCGACGACUCCAAAUGUAACUGCGAAAACCCUAAAAACUUCGAAAAGUUUGCAUUUUUUGUGAACUCCAUGCUCUCCAUCCGCAAAUCCCGCGACAUUCGAAAGUUCAAUCUCACCUGCUGCAUCUCCGAUGAUAACAACUUUCCCGAAGAUUCCGUCUACGCGUGGGUCCGUGCCGCCAUUGGGCACCGCCUUGAAGAACUCUCUCUUGCUAUAUCCAACUGCCAUGGAGACCGACUCGUGUUCCUUCCUUCUUCCCUCCUGAAUUGUACCAAUCUCGUUUCCCUCAGUUUUGUUGGUGAUAUUCACAUUAAUUUUCAACCUUCUUCAAUUCAUUUUCCAUCAUUGAAGAUGUUAAAACUUGGCUCAUGUGUUGUGGAAGUCGACAUAGACAUUGCGGAACUCGGCAAAUACAAUGUGGAUUCAAUACUUAUCUUUCUCUCUGGCUGCCCUGUACUUGAAACCCUAGAUACUUACUUUGAUCCUUCAUUCUUGACCAAUGUUUCAGUACCACCUUCCUCCAAGAGGUUGAAAUUAACCGGCGUGAAUUUCUCUUGGACUUGUCUUGAAAUAGAUGAAGUAUGGUUUGAUGUAGAGUUUGAUAAAACUACAUUGGGCAUCAUUGGCAACUAUCAGAGUAUGGAGGAAGCAUAUCUUGACUACCUUUCCUUGCGUAAAAGUGAAUUUGUUGAUCCAGUGCUCAACCACCUCCGAGAUCAAAAUCGUGAUUUACAUCUACUUUUGCGUCAUUCCACAUCAAAGAAGCCCUGGCCACUUUGCACCCCCACUCUAAAUUAUCCAGAAUUUUGCAAUUUAGAUCAUCUAAAGUUCAUUCUUCCUCCUUCAACCUCUUUCAAUGCAAGUCUAAUGCUCAACGUGCUUGAGAAAUGUCCUAUGCUUCAAGUUUUUGUAAUUCAGUGUAGCAAGGAGGAACCAUCAUCACCUUUGAAAACAUGGGAGCCAAAGUCAACAACAGUUCCCCAAUGUCUCAAAUCUAACCUUACCUAUAUUCACAUAGAAGGAUACCAAGGAUUUGAAGACGAGUUGGAAUUUGCUGAAUAUAUUUUGCGCAAUGGACUUGUUUUGCACUCGGUGCUUAUAUUUUUUGAUACUUCUAUGGACUUAACACACAAGUAUUAUUGUCAUAAAAGAUUAACUGAUAUACCAAGGGGCUCUGUCGCAUGCCAACUUAAGUUUGACUCAUCCGUGUCUCCUUAAGUGUGCCUUCGGAGUUCUUGAUUUUUGAAGCUGACAGAAUCAUGUUUGGUCAAAUGCUUGGAGUUUCAUUAGAAGGAUGACAGAAAUCAAACCAUAUUAAUAUGUAUUUUUCAUUUCAGUAAGCUUACAAGUCUCUCGGAAUUAGUAUCUUUUGCUUGGUGCUUAUCAAGACAUGGUACUCAAGGUCACAAUUAUGGAAAUACGGCUAGUUGGCUUAAGUAAUGUUGUUGAUUUUUUCUGUUUAGAGGAAAGUCAUCGGAAACCCCUCUUAUUUAAAUGAUGCUUUGGAGCUACAUGCUUAGAAUGACUUAGGGAUGUCAACGGGGCGAGGACGGGGAAUACAUUCCCCAUCACAAUCCCCGCCCUCGAAUAUAUUCCCCAUCCCCGCUUCGGAUCCCCGCUACGGGGAGCUUUUGUCCCUCAUCCCCAUCCCCACGGAUCCCCGCGGGUCCCCACGGAUCCCCAAGGUUUAUAAACAUGAUUUUUUAUUUUAAACAAAAUUAAUAGUAAAAAGCUUCAAAAACUAACCACAAGAAAUUUAAAAAUUAUUCCUCUAUGAUAAAUAUAUUGUUUUAAAUUUAGAUCUCGCUCUUUUACCAACAAUACAUAUAUAUUUUAAAUUUGUGUAUAAGAUUAAUUAUAAGAAAUGACAAAUAAACUUACAUAAUAAUUUAAAAUUAUAUAUUAAUCAAGGACAUUGUGCUAUUUUAUGCAGGGCGGAGGAUAUUUACGCCACCCCUAUCCCCGAAGUGUCUUCGGGGAGACUUUGUUCCCCAUCCCCGUCCUCGCGGGGGUAAAUUUCUCCGUCUUUGGGUCCCCAAACGGGGAAUCUUCAUGGGAAUCCCCGCUAACGGAGGCAAGUUGACAUCCCUAGAAUGACUAUACUUAGUAAUGUCACAACCCAAUAUAAACUCUGAUAAUUGAGAUAAAUUAGUCAAAUAUUUAUUACCACAUAUUAUAUGGUAGGAAUCAUUUGGUUUUUGAAAAGUAUUGAAGCUAUUUAGUUUUUGUCCUUGUGAUUUUGGGGCAUAUCAGGGUAUGCUGCAUGUUUUUAUCAGAAGAACUAGUCAGAGACCCGUGCUGUCGCACGGGUGCAUUAUUUAUGGUGUAGUAUUUUUUGAAUGAUACAAAAAAUAUGAAGUAAAGAAAUUUGACCAAAUUGCAUUUAUAAAAUAGAAUUUAAUGAUCUAAAAAAAAUUUUACUAAGAAGAUAUUAAUAAUAUGAAAAUUAGGUUAUAAGUUAAAAUAAUAUUCACAAGAAAGAUUUAAGAUAGGCCAAGAACACA
This is a messenger RNA of Vicia villosa (hairy vetch), 2727 nucleotides long. RefSeq names its product F-box/FBD/LRR-repeat protein At4g26340-like. Lineage: Eukaryota; Viridiplantae; Streptophyta; Magnoliopsida; Fabales; Fabaceae. The transcript is spliced from 5 exons. The coding region runs from base 65 to 1441 and encodes 458 amino acids. The record is from RefSeq and is a predicted model, not a curated record. Gene Ontology annotation, molecular function: protein binding.